Molecule: messenger RNA, 841 nt
Organism: Ixodes scapularis (black-legged tick)
Lineage: Eukaryota; Metazoa; Arthropoda; Arachnida; Ixodida; Ixodidae
Product: zinc finger protein 776
Exons: 2
Coding region: 206-778 (190 amino acids)
Cellular component (GO): nucleus
Source: RefSeq, a predicted model, not a curated record
ACUAGGACAUGCGCUCGAGCUGGAGCGCCAACGCCGGCGGUCCGUGCAGAUUCAAACCAAGUCCCUCCCCACCGGCUGAUAAGUCAACGCGGGCCGAACACUUCCAGACGGGGCACACUUCGUUUGACCGCGGAUUGCCGACGACCAUGUUCCCAUUUUAGCACCGCCACUUCGCUCUGCUGCGGUCUCACAACGUAAACGGGAUAUGGAGAGAACCAAGCGACACAGAGAUUCUCCGGCGACAUACACUUACCUCUUCUCACCGACGAGCCCGCAGCAGGGCAACAAAUCACCCCAGGCCCUACUGGCCACCAAGGACGAGACCGGACGCUUCUGCUGCGUCUGCUGCAGCAACGCCUUUGACUCCGAGCGCGACCUGGUGGUCCACCAGCGCUGGCACACGGGCGAACGGCCCUUCCAGUGCUCCAAGUGCUUCGACUCCUUCGCGUCCGUGUCGGCACUAGUCCUCCAUCGGGGCAGCGUUCACGACCGGCGCUCCAUGUUCCGGUGCACCUUCUGCGGACGCGCAUUCACCGAGGGCUCGGCCUACUCCAAGCACCUGAGCCGGCACCGAAAGGCCGGAGCGCGCUUCCAGUGCUCCUGCCUGCGGAUGUUCCGCAGCGAGUCGGAACUCAAGAAGCACCUGGACGUGCAUGACAGCGGGACGGGCCAUGGCUGCCCCCUGUGCAGGAGGCUGUACGAGACGCCGCUGGCACUCGGGGCGCACGUGACCAAGCACAAGACGCACACCUCCCCCAAGGCCAAGGAGAACGAGUGAGCCGCUGCGGCAUCGAGCCGCCAUUGACCACAAUGCUUUUCAAUAAACAGGGCUUGGAUCUGA